This is a messenger RNA of Labrus bergylta (ballan wrasse), 2959 nucleotides long. RefSeq names its product zinc finger protein 384 b (gene znf384b). Gene Ontology annotation, cellular component: nucleus. Gene Ontology annotation, biological process: regulation of transcription by RNA polymerase II. The record is from RefSeq and is a predicted model, not a curated record. NCBI's taxonomy places the organism in Eukaryota, Metazoa, Chordata, Actinopteri, Labriformes, Labridae. Gene Ontology annotation, molecular function: DNA-binding transcription factor activity, RNA polymerase II-specific; RNA polymerase II cis-regulatory region sequence-specific DNA binding.
AAUGCGGCAUUCUGGCUUGAGGCUCAAACGAAACCAAUUAAGACCAAAAGUCCUGUUUUUAUGUGCUUCAAAUCCGCGGAGAUUCACAAUUUAGCUGCUGUUUUACGGAUACAAAUCGACAAAUUGAUACGAUUUCAAGAAAGUUAGCCAGUCCACCAGCACAGGAAGUGACAUCAAACUACGCUCUUCUUUGUCUGACGACCUUAUCCGGAGGAAGUGAAGCUUUAGAUGAGGCAGCUACUUCACUGGGAGGAAAAAAAAAAAAACUGAAAAAAAUUGCCAAGAGGGGAAAAAACUUUGCUGGUUUGGAGGAAUUUGAGGCCGAUUGAAAAACUGUUUCCUAGGAGUCUUGGUCCAGGGGAGUCCCGGGGAGGGAGACGAAUUCGCCGUAAUCGAAAUGAUGGAAGACUCUCACUUCAAUUCAUCAUACUUUUGGUCUCCAAUCCCCACUGUAUCAGGACAGAUUGAAAAUGCCAUGUUCCUGAACAAAGUGAAAGAGCAACAGGAAAAGAGUGCUUGCUUCUCUCCUUCUCCUGCAUCACACUACCAAACCGCUCUUCUCACCAUCCCCACUCAUGGGACAAAAACAGAUGGAGGAGGGCAGGUUGGGAGUGUGGCACAACUCCACCCUCCUCACAGCACCCAGAACAUGCUGUCUGUCCCCUCCACGGGCAUCAUGACAGCAGCGGGUCUGGUCAUCACAACUCCUCAGGGAACAUUAGUGUCACCCACCUCGUCUCAGUCAUUUGUCUCUGGUCACCCAGCAACGACCAUGAUUGUUUCAGCACUCCAUUCUGCAGACAGAAAAGAAGGCGAUGGGUCUUCCCAUGUGGUCGUGAUGCCUGCGGCCUCCAAGCGAGGCAGGAAAAAAAAGACGGCACUUUCCAGGGUCGGUGGAAUGGGUGGAACAGGAAAUGAAACGCUAAUACUGGCUCACCUGACAGCUGGCGGACAGUUGGCAUCUUUGCAACAUCAUACUGGAGACCCAUAUGACCUGUCAAAUGAAGAGGAAGACCACGGCACAAAAGAUAGCACUAAGACCUACAGGUGCCGGAUGUGUGCGGCGACCUUCCUCAGUAAGUCUGACAUGCAGAUCCACUCCAAGUCGCACACAGAGGCCAAACCUCACAAGUGUCCUCACUGCGCCAAGUCAUUCGCCAACUCCAGCUACCUGGCCCAGCACAUCCGCAUCCACAGCGGGGCCAAGCCUUACACCUGCUCCUACUGCCAGAAAUCUUUCAGGCAGCUCAGUCAUUUACAGCAGCACACACGGAACCACACAGAGUCGAAGCCUCACAAGUGUCCACAUUGUACCAAGUCAUUUGCCAACUCAAGCUACCUGGCCCAACAUGUCCGCAUACACACCGGAGUGAAACCUUACUCCUGCUCGUACUGCCAAAAGAGCUUUAGACAGCUCAGUCACCUUCAGCAGCACAACAGGAUCCACACAGGAGAUCGUCCCUAUAAGUGUUCACAUCCAGGCUGUGAGAAAUCUUUCACACAACUUUCAAAUUUACAGUCUCAUCGACGUCAACACAACAAGGACAAGCCCUACAAGUGCACCAAUUGCAAUAAAGGAUAUGUAGAUUCAGCAAGUCUGGAGGUGCACAUGUCCACACACACUGUCAAACACGCAAGGAUCUACUCCUGUGGGCUCUGCAACCGUACUUAUACCUCAGAGACGUAUCUGGUGAAACACAUGGAGAAACACAACCCAGACCAGUUGAGUGCAGCAGCAGCACGGUCGACACAACAGAACCAGAACCACAACCAAAGCCAGGCCCAGGGUCAGACUGCAGCUCAGGGCCAGGUGGAAAACGAAGAAGGAGGAGCGAGCCGACUUGGGGGAGCUGGGAGUGGAGGAGGCCAGCAGGGGCAGAGCCAGAGCAACUACCCCCAGACAGAAACCAUUUCCUGUCCAUUUGACCUGCACCAGUAUAAAACAGUCUCUGCCAGUGACAUCCAGUACAAGCCAGUCAGUGUAGCGGAUCUAACUUCCCACAAGGACCUCUGUCUCACUGUGUCGGCCUCCACCAUUCAAGUGGAGCACCUCAACUCUUAGAGUUUUAUAAGAGGAAUGAGUUUGGGCGGUGGGGAAGCGGAAUAUUGUUUUGAAAUAUGGAGGAUGAAGAAAAAAAGCAAUAAUUAAAUGAUAAAGGAACUUUAAAACACAAAAGACUGUGCCUGAACAAUGGUUUGAGACUAACAGGAUAAGCAGUGUGGUAACACAGUUCACUGAAGAUUUUGUUGAAUUUUUUUUUUUGUUGGUUUUUUCUGCCUUGUUUUUUCCCCCGUUGCUAACCUGUUCCUGUCGGAGUAGAAAAUAGAUCAAAAGAUUGCAAUAAAGUAUCUUUCAGUCCAUCACAGUGAUGGUUUUAUGAUAGGGAAAAGACUCGAAGAGACAUUUCUUCUCUUUAUUGUUUUAUCACUUCAGAUUCAGUCAAAUCAAUCUAAGGCCUCUCUGUUUCAGAAAAUUGGCAAUCGACUGUGAAGGUACAUUUUUAUACUUUCGUACAAAGACUUUUGGUGUUUUUUUCUAAGUGUUAAAACCUCUGCAAUGUUGUAAAAUAAAUUCCUGAAAUAAUGAAAUAAUACUUUCUAACCAUAAAAGGGACAUCAAUGUUAUUUCCUUUUCAGAAAAGAAAAAAUAGCAGUCAAGUAUAUAUACUUAUAUACAACCAGUUUAUAAAGUAUGAUUGUUCGUUUAAAGGAUGAGGUGAUCCUUAUAACCCAUUUAGAUCCAUUAGUGUGAUUCACAUGGUGUGACUCACAUACUGAGUCUGUUCAUGUUUCAUGUAAUCCUACUGUACAGCUUUGUGUGUAUGUCCUAAAAGUAAUGUUAUCCAAAUGUGUUGCUAUUAUACUUCCACAAUAAGAAUGUGUAUAAUAUUUCUUUACACACAUACCGCACACACAUGUUUUUUUCCCAGCUUAAACUACAAUAAACCCUCAGAAAUUA